AUGGCCAACUCUCCCCACGGUGGUGUCCUUAAGGACCUUCUUGCCCGCGAUGCUCCCCGCCACGACCAGCUGGCUGCUGAGGCGGAGACUCUCCCUGCCCUAACUCUCACUGAGCGCCAGCUCUGCGAUCUGGAGCUCAUCAUGAACGGUGGUUUCAGUCCUCUGGAGGGCUUCAUGAACCAGAAGGACUUCGACGGUGUUUGCGAGAACUGCCGUCUUGACGAUGGCAACGUUUUCUCCAUGCCCAUCACCCUCGACGCCUCCCAGAAGACCAUCGACGAGCUUAAGCUCCAGGCCGGCGCUCGUCUCACCCUGCGCGAUUUCCGUGACGACCGCAACCUGGCCAUCCUGACCAUCGACGACAUCUACCGCGCUGACAAGCAAAAGGAAGCCAAGCUGGUCUUUGGCGGAGACCCGGAACACCCUGCCAUUAAGUACCUGAACAACACUGUCCAGGAGUUCUACAUUGGUGGAAAGAUCGAGGCUGUCAACAAGCUCAACCACUACGACUAUGUCGCUCUUCGCUACACUCCCGCGGAAUUGCGUGUCCACUUCGACAAGCUCGGCUGGUCCCGAGUUGUCGCUUUCCAGACUAGAAACCCCAUGCACAGAGCUCACCGUGAGCUGACCGUCCGUGCCGCUCGCGCCCGUCAGGCCAAUGUCCUGAUCCACCCCGUCGUUGGUCUCACCAAGCCCGGUGACAUUGACCACUUCACCCGUGUCCGUGCCUACCAGGCCCUCCUGCCCCGCUACCCCAACGGAAUGGCUGUCCUGGGUCUCCUGGGUCUGGCUAUGCGUAUGGGUGGUCCUCGUGAGGCCAUCUGGCACGCUAUCAUCCGUAAGAACCACGGUGCCACUCACUUCAUCGUUGGUCGUGACCACGCCGGUCCCGGUAAGAACUCCAAGGGUGAGGAGUUCUACGGUCCUUACGAUGCUCAGCACGCCGUCGAGAAGUACAAGGACGAGCUUGGCAUUGAGGUCGUCGAGUUCCAGCAGGUCACCUACCUGCCCGACACCGACGAGUACCGCCCCAAGGACGAGGUCCCCGCUGGUGUCAAGACCCUCGACAUCUCUGGUACCGAGCUCCGCAAGCGCCUCCGCACCGGUGCUCACAUCCCCGAGUGGUUCUCCUACCCCGAGGUUGUCAAGAUCCUGCGUGAAUCCAACCCCCCUCGUGCUUCCCAGGGUUUCACCAUCUUCCUUACCGGUUACAUGAACUCCGGCAAGGACGCCAUUGCUCGUGCCCUGCAGGUCACCCUGAACCAGCAGGGUGGACGCUCCGUCACUCUGUUGCUUGGUGACACCGUCCGCCACGAGCUCUCCUCCGAGCUGGGCUUCAGCCGUGAGGACCGCCACACCAACAUCCAGCGCAUUGCCUUCGUCGCCGGUGAGCUCACCCGUGCCGGUGCUGCCGUCAUCGCUGCCCCCAUUGCUCCCUACGAGGAGUCCCGCAAGGCUGCCCGUGAGGCCGUCGCUGGCUCCGGUGGCAACUUCUUCCUCGUCCACGUUGCUACUCCCCUGGAGCACUGCGAGAAGACCGACAAGCGCGGCAUCUACGCCAAGGCCCGCCGUGGCGAGAUCAAGGGCUUCACUGGUGUUGAUGAUCCUUAUGAGGCUCCUGCUAACGCCGAUCUCACUGUUGAUGUCUCCAAGCAGAGCGUCCGCAGCAUUGUCCACGAGAUCAUCCUCAUGCUCGAGAGCGAGGGCUACUUUGACCGCAACUAG
Molecule: messenger RNA, 1725 nt
Organism: Aspergillus tubingensis
Lineage: Eukaryota; Fungi; Ascomycota; Eurotiomycetes; Eurotiales; Aspergillaceae
Gene: sC
Product: sulfate adenylyltransferase
Exons: 6
Coding region: 1-1725 (574 amino acids)
Biological process (GO): sulfur amino acid metabolic process
Cellular component (GO): cytoplasm
Molecular function (GO): sulfate adenylyltransferase (ATP) activity; adenylylsulfate kinase activity; ATP binding
Source: RefSeq, a predicted model, not a curated record